AUGCAGAUUUAUGAUCUGAACAAUGUCCCCUUAGUAUCGGGGAACUCGUAUAUAAAAUGGCAUCUCACACACUCCAUCCACGCCGAGCACCGUGGUCGCACAGACAAGUGCCCCAUAACGAAUCACCGCGUGGACUAUGCCCUCAGCAAGGUCGUGCCACACAUCCGUAUUUCCGUGGACAAAGCCAACACGCUCACGGAAUGCCCUAUUGAGUUUGAGGUUGUGCAGGAGUUCGCCAUCACAGAAAAGAUCACACUGGGAACAGUGAAGCUGAAUCUUAGCGAAUAUGUCGAGGAGAGCGAGGUAUUGGCCAAGGACUCCGUCACAUCCCCCGGCAGAAGACGGGCGAGCAGCGUAGGUGUGAGCCCUGGCACUGUCCCUCCUGGUACCAAGGGUGUCAAGGGUGUUGAGAAGGACAAAGAGGUUCACGAUGGUGUUAUCCGCCGGUAUCUGAUGCAGGAGAGUAAGAUCAACAGUACUCUCAAGAUCGGCAUCCUCAUGGUCCAGGUGGACGGGGAGCGCGGUUUCCUUGCCCCUCCGUUGAAGAAUGCCCCUGCUUUCGGAGGUAUCGCUGGAAUAGUAGCGGGCGAGCAGGUUGAAGAUGAUGCAAGCCCCAUUCUUAGCAUAUCCAAGCCUAGAGAUGCCACGGAUCUUCAUGAUCUCUAUCGUCGGACUCUUGCGGCAUCCUGGCAUCGUCUACCUUCAGAACUUGCUGCAGACGAGUGCAUUGAGGAUAUCUUUUCUGGCGGAAACGGCUGGAAAACGAAGAAUGAUGGUGGUUCGACAAGCGACACAGAGGAGGAUGAGUAUGCAGGCGGGACUCUUCGGCCCGCCGAUAUCCGUCGAUUGGAUCAGUCGCAUCUGCACCACCCUCGCGAUGGAGGGCACAUCCUCCACCGUCUGCAUCGACGGACUCAUAGCGGAUCCAGUGACCAGAGCUCCAGCACUAUAACAGGUCGCAACCCGCGCAGGCAGUUCCCCCUGGGCCGUGAUGACGGGAGGGAAGUCGCUUUAGACCUGAGUCGCAGCGGGAGUUUAGCAAGCCUGGCUCCUACUCUGGAUAGUGAACGAAGCCGCAUAGAGAUAACCAAACCCACGAGGGAGAUUAGCGAGGAUGAGGUGAGAGACGACAUGAUUGCCUGGAGACUUCCUGGAGGAGGCUUGGCAUUUUAA
Messenger RNA from Clonostachys byssicola, 1173 nucleotides. NCBI's taxonomy places the organism in Eukaryota, Fungi, Ascomycota, Sordariomycetes, Hypocreales, Bionectriaceae. The record is from the annotation of a GenBank genome assembly.